UGUGCGGACAGGAAGUGGAACGCGCUGUAUCAAGAUGGUGGCCACCAGAAGAGGAGUACGCGUGGUGGAAUCACCAACUAAAACAAACCAGGAAGAUUCGUCCAGUGCAUCGGACACGGCAACAUCCACGAGAGGGACUCGGAGAGUGACCGUUCAACAUGAGGCUCAACCCCUCUUAGAGAGUGAAAGUGAUGCCCAGAAGGCUGGAGGUGAGGUGACCAAUACUGCCACCACACAAGAAGAAAACCCCACAGAGGAAGCCCCUGCACGUGUGGAAAACCAGCCUGAUGACAUCCACGAUGCUGACGUGUCCGAUUCCGAGUCGUGCUGCUCUGUGGUCUCCAACUCUCAAGCACCAAGUACCAGGUCGACCAGGAAGAGAAGUGGACCGUCAAAAACCCCCGCGAGCGGCACAGAAGGAGUGUCUGAAGUGGAGUCCUGCGUGUCCGCCACUCCCCGCAGAUCCACGCGGACCCAGAAGAAGAAGGUUCCUUUUGGCUGUGACGGAGUGGAGCACUCUGAAGCGGAGUCCUGCAGCUCGGUGACCUCUCUGAGAAAACGCGGAGACGCCCGCGCACUGACCAGAAGCCCGAGGAAAAUCGCUGCCACCCCUCAGUCAGCCUCCCACACCGAAGACACGGAACACUCGGAGCACGACUGCUACGAUCUCCGCAAGUCCACGCUUCGUAAAAACACCAGGGCCCGAAGGGCAAAGCCUGUCGAGCCCGUGCCCAUUGACCUGGAGGAUAGCGGAGACGUGUCGUCCUCGUCCGUGUCCAGGAGAACACCGGCGCGCCGGGCGAAAGCCGCCUCCUCCUCCGCCGCCGCCUCCAGCGAAGCCCGCUCCCAGCAAGUCUCCGAGGACAACGAUUCCGGGCCGAGCGCGAAGAGAGCCACGCGCAGUCGAGCCAAAGACGCGGCGGUCAGGGGUGCGUCGGACUCCGAGUCGGACUUGACCGGGUACAGCUCGCUGGGAAGCCCCUGCUCCGUGCUGGGCAGAGGGACGCCCUGCAGCAGCCGCACGGGCUCGGCCAGCAGUAACCGCGCUGUGUCCGUGUCCGUGUCCAGGGUGACCAGGUCUCUCCGCAGCGACGCUGGCCACGGGGCUUCUCCCUCUCCGCUGCCGGCCACUGAGGGCCACGCGCCGCACCAGACGGACGCUCCUCUCUCGGACGCCAUGGAAACGGCGGAAGAGAUGGAGGUGGACGGCCAUGAGGCGACCGUCGUAGUGACCGGUGCGGAGGGAGAAGCUUCUCUGCUGGCAGAGGAGGGUGAGGAAGACAAAACUCUCGUGACAAUGGAGGAGGAGGAGGAGGAGGAGGAGGACGUUGUCGCCAGGGGAGUCACUGUGGUUGACCCUGCAGUGCUUGAUGCCACAGAGGACGCUCACACACUUACGCCGUCAGUGGUCGUAACAGAGUCGCCUUGUCCAGACGCUGAGAUCGCAGAGGAGACGAGACCCUCUGCAGAGGAACAUUCCGAAAAAACAGCCUUGAAAGGCAGUGUGACUGUGUCUGAAGAAGCGGAAUCUAGUGUUGGCAGCGUAACCAUAGUGACCCCACACGUAGAUGGUGCAACUGUAACUGUGUCUGAAGUGGCUGAAGCAGACUCCACUGAGGAAGUUGGUGAAGGUGACAAACUCUUGACUGCUACAGAUGAACAGCUCUGUUGUGAGCAGACUGUCAAAGUUACUGCAUCUGAUUCCACAGCCGAGCCGGAGACCAUCACAGUCAAAGUAACAGAGGAAAUCGCAGAAGAAGAAGAAACUGCCACAGAGCUUGAUGUCCCUUGUGAGCAAACGGUGAAAGUUACUGCAUCUGAUUCCACAGCCGAGCCGGAGACUAUCACAGUCAAAGUAACAGAGGAAAUCACAGAAGAAGAAGAAACUGCCACAGAGCUUGAUGUCCCUUGUGAGCAAACGGUGAAAGUUACUGAAUGCGAUGCUUCCGAGUCGAAAGAGGAGAGUAUGGAUGAUGCGUCAGCACAACCUGACUCGCAUUCUCAAGGAGCGGAGGAAGACGACAAUGAACCCACUGGGCCAGACACCAGCAGUCUGAAGUCUGUGAAAGUAACUGAAGUGGAGUCCGGUCAAGAUGAAGAGGAUCAGCCAAUGGAGGUAGAUGAUGCCAGUGAUCAGGCAAACACCAGUGAAAGUGUUGCGGCAGUUCAGGUGUCGGCGGCCCAAGAUGGCGGCGAUCAGCCAUCAGGAAGUGGGACGUCUCAGAGGCCUGCCGCCGUAAGCUUGCUUGACAGCAGUGAUGAGGAGGACGAUGGGGACGGCAGCGACGUGUGCAGUCUCAAUGAGGAGCCCGCACGUGAGGCUUCUGAAAGUGAGGAAGACGAAGACGAAGACCGUGCCACGGAGGAGACCCUCACGGUCACGGUGAAGCCCAGAGCCAAUGUUCAGACCUUCCCUAGUGACGGACUAUUUGUCAUCGACACCCAGCCUGGGCUUCAGUCCUCUGAGGCGCUCUACACUGUGGCGAGACCAAGUGCGGAGGAGCAGGGCGAAGGCGGAACGGCGGAAGAGGCCCGGGGCAACGAUGAAGUCGACGAAGAGUUUGUCGAUGAGGAGGAUGAGGAGGACGACGAAGAUGCCAAAAUCCUGUUCUCAAGCAAGAACCCUGCAUCGAAAGAGUUAUCCUGCGUUAUCGAUCCAGGCCUGAGAGUGAAGGAGCUCGGGGGGUUAUACAUCAAUUUCGAUGGCAGCAAAUCAAAGAAAGUCUCCAGCAGCCUAAAAACACUGAAAGACCAGCACCUAGAUGAGCUGAUGAAGAAGAGUGUUGUUGGUCCCGGUUUUGAGAAGAAAGACUCCAUACCGCCGUAUAAAGAAUCUCUUAAUGCUGCAAAGCUGAAACGGAAGGUGGAGCGUGAGAAGACCACUGGUGAUGGCUGGUACAACAUGAAGGCCCCAGAAAUGACUGAUGAACUGAAGAAUGACCUGAAGGCUAUCCAGAUGCGUUCCGCCAUGGACCCAAAGCGCUUCUACAAGAAGAAUGAUCGAGAGGGCUUUGCCAAAUACGUGCAGGUUGGCACCGUAGUGGACAGUCCCCUGGACUUCUAUCAUUCCCGCGUUCCCAACAAGGAGAGGAAGAGGACCAUUGUGGAAGAGCUCCUGGCAGAUGCUGAGUUCAGAAGCUACAACAAGAAGAAAUACCAGGAGAUCAUGUCUGAAAAGGCUGCUCUACUGGCCGGCAAGAAACACAGGAAAAAGAAGUUCAAGUCAAAGUAGGGAAUGAAAAGAGGGACAUUAAAUGAACAUUUGUGUGGUCAUAUCAGAAUGUCGUUUCAUUUCUUUUGUUUUUUAAAUCAGAAAUCGAGACGUAAAUACAUGGAGACCACACGUCUUAAGUAGAUUUGUAUUUAAACACAAAAUUAAAUUGUAAAUACUUUAGUUUUCAAGCAUCACGAGUAUUGCAGUGAUUUUUAGUCAAUGCUGUUCUAUCAGGCUGUGCAAAAGAAACACACAUGAUCCAGUGAGAAAACACUUGUUAUACAAUAAGCCUAAUAUUCCCUUUUCAGUCACAAUAAAUGCAGUACUAUAACAUC
Messenger RNA from Sardina pilchardus (European sardine), 3549 nucleotides. RefSeq names its product deoxynucleotidyltransferase, terminal, interacting protein 2 (gene dnttip2). Gene Ontology annotation, molecular function: RNA binding. Bases 35 to 3232 code for a protein of 1065 amino acids. NCBI's taxonomy places the organism in Eukaryota, Metazoa, Chordata, Actinopteri, Clupeiformes, Clupeidae. The record is from RefSeq and is a predicted model, not a curated record. Gene Ontology annotation, cellular component: nucleolus. The transcript is spliced from 7 exons. Gene Ontology annotation, biological process: RNA processing.